Betta splendens (Siamese fighting fish) is the source of this 2903-nucleotide messenger RNA. It is a transcript of the gene nr2e1, whose product is annotated as nuclear receptor subfamily 2, group E, member 1. Gene Ontology annotation, molecular function: zinc ion binding; nuclear receptor activity; RNA polymerase II cis-regulatory region sequence-specific DNA binding. Gene Ontology annotation, biological process: cell differentiation; anatomical structure development; negative regulation of transcription by RNA polymerase II. The transcript has 9 exons. The coding region runs from base 495 to 1685 and encodes 396 amino acids. The record is from RefSeq and is a predicted model, not a curated record. Lineage: Eukaryota; Metazoa; Chordata; Actinopteri; Anabantiformes; Osphronemidae.
UCUCCACCCUCCAGCCUCCCACUGACACUUCUCAUAAAUAUUACCAAGGCUUAUUGGGGGAACUCGCAGCACAAAGUCACACCGUGCGCCGCUUUCAACCAUCUGUCAGAAUAAUCGACAAUCGAUUUUUCGUCUCGCACCGGUUUGGCUCCGGUGGAUGCGCCUCCGCAGCGUUUCUCUGCGUGAACUUUCCGCACCGUGAGCUGCGCCCGCAGCCGCAGAGCCGCUGUCGCCGGUAACCAGCCGCGGUCCCGGGGCUGCAGCUCGGUUGCGUCCUCUCUGGAGCGGGAGCGUUUCUCCACAGCAAAGACCGUCCGGUGAAAAGCGAGGGGAACCCUACUGUGUCAAGUGGGGGAAGUGAAGACGUGAGCCGGUCGCUGGUCGAGGAAAGUGGUGCGGUUUCACAAGUUUAGUUGAUUUUUGUCAUCAAGAUUAGAAAAGAAGAAGGACUCGUUCAUUCUGAACUUCGUUGAUUUAAUUGCCGAGUGUCCACGAUGAGCAAACCCACGGGCUCAACAAGUGGCUGUUUGGAUAUUCUCAACGUGAAAUCAAGUCGGAUUCUGGACAUCCCAUGCAAAGUAUGCGGUGACCGGAGCUCAGGGAAACACUACGGCGUUUACGCCUGUGACGGAUGCUCCGGAUUCUUUAAGAGGAGCAUCCGCAGAAACAGGACCUACGUCUGUAAAUCUGGCUCUCAGGGAGGGUGUCCCGUGGACAAAACGCACAGGAACCAGUGCCGAGCGUGCCGUUUGAAAAAGUGUCUGGAAGUGAACAUGAAUAAAGACGCUGUUCAGCACGAGAGGGGGCCCCGGACGUCCACCAUCCGCAAACAGGUCGCCCUAUAUUUCCGAGGUCACAAAGAGGUGAACGGAUCGUCGACCCACUUCCCGGGAUCCUCUCUCCCCGGGCCUCCGUUCUUCACCACAGUCACGCAACUGGAGCCGCACAACCUGGAGAUGAGCACGGUGGCGACCACACCUGAGAGACAGGCCAUGGUGGGUCUGGCGCAGCCCACCCCCAAGUAUCCUCAUGAAGUCAGCGGCACCCCCAUGUACCUGUACGAGGUGGCGACGGAGUCUGUGUGCGAGUCGGCGGCGCGCCUCCUGUUCAUGAGCAUCAAGUGGGCAAAAAGUGUGCCCGCGUUCUCCACGCUGCCAUUAUCCGACCAGCUCAUCCUUCUGGAGGACGCGUGGAGGGAGCUUUUUGUUCUGGGCAUCGCGCAGUGGGCCAUUCCCGUGGACUCCACCACGCUCCUCGCCGUUUCCGGGAUGAACACCGAAAACACGGAGUCUCCGCGGAUGAGUAAGAUCAUGUCUGAGAUCCAAGCGCUGCAGGAGGUCGUCACCCGAUUCAGACAGAUGCGUCUGGAUGCGACAGAAUUCGCCUGUUUGAAAUGUAUCGUGACCUUCAAAGCUGUUCCCACGCAUGGCAGCACUGAACUGCGAAGUUUCCGCAACGCCAGCGCCAUCGCGGCUCUACAAGACGAGGCGCAGCUCACUCUCAACAGCUACAUACACACCAGGUACCCGACUCAGCCCUGUCGCUUCGGGAAGCUGCUCCUGCUGCUCCCGGCGCUGCGCUCCGUCGGCCCGUCCACCAUAGAGGAGGUGUUCUUCAAGAAGACCAUCGGGAACGUGCCCAUCACCAGGCUGCUCUCCGACAUGUACAAGUCCAGCGAUAUAUGACGUCCAGCAGGCGAGGGGAGAAUACUCGAGCUCGAGCCCCACGGACCCACCCGGCAAUGGACCGAAUGUCAAACAAUAGCAGGUGCAACCAGGGGCUGGACUUUGGCUGAGCACAAACUUUCCGAGGCCACCUCAAAGUAGCCUAUUGAGGCCUGGGCUCCACUGGAACAAAGACUGCAGCACAGCCUGAAAUCAACAGUAGCUAGCCUGUUACCAGUCGCUCUAGUUGAGGAUUAGCCUGUAAUUUCCAUUAUAGCAUUGGUGUGGGCACGUGCUGCCUGCAGUGAUUAAAACUCGCCCGAAGACUCUGGAGGGCAUCUGUCUGACGGGAACGUUACCUAUUAAUUAGUUAUUCGAGUGUCUGUGAGACCAAUGAGCUUGACGACCAAUUUAAUCUACUAUUGCUGUGUUCAAUCCAAUGGAGGAAACCAAAAAAUGAAAAAAAUAAAAAAAAAGAUGACGCAUGCCUAAUGGGGGAUGCGAGUCGCUGUCCCUCGAUCCGGUGCUGAAACCAAACGCACGGGGCAACGACGAGGCGGCGCUGAGUGGGAGGAGACGCGCGAGGGACGCGCUUGGUUCGCAUCUGACCAUAAAGCAACAUUCAUCCGACGACGGCGUUUGUAUUUAAGUGGUUUCUGUCCUGUUUUUGUCGGUGUGUCCUGUCUGAGGCGCGGCAUUACGAAAUGUUUAGGUCGACUGUGAAGUUAGACACUAACACUGGAUGAAACCAUAUUCAGCACUUGGAAUAUGUUUGUGUGGCCCGUGAUGUUUUUAUUCUGUUGUAAAUACUUGGAAGUUAUAACUAUUUAGAGUUGUAACCAAGAGAAUAAAAGACGCCGAGUUAAUCUGGUUUCAUAGAUUUUAAACUACCAGAUGCCAAGUAUUUGUAUCAUAAUGUUACUCUUAUCAGAACAGUUAUCAUUAAGCGCUGUUUCAAAGGGUCUGCUUAGCAUUUUAUUAUAAGGCUAUAAAAAGUAAAUUUAAAAACGAACCUGAGUCGUUAUUUGAGAAGGGCUUGGUGGAAAACCAAAUGGUAUCUCAUCACAUUAUUCACUUGUAAAGCAGAGGGUGUUUUACAACCUAAGUCAUGCAUUAGUUAUGAAUUGCUGUACUUACGUUAAGUGUUUCCAACGUCCCAUUCACAAGUUGUCCAAUCGAUUCUAAAGCAAACCUCAGGACAGUGUUAACAGAUUAAAUCAACCUUGUAAAAGAGAUAGA